UUAUGUUAGUUGGAGAAGCUGUGAACAUAGGCUAGGUAUGCCAAUUUCUAGUCAAAUAGCAGAGCGUACAAAUAAAUAUUUGCAAAGUGCUAGAUCAUCGAAAUCAGUCGACAACGACACAGAGGAGAUUGCUGACAAUAAACGGUUUGCUUCCGCGACUUGUUCGUCAUUCGGGCAGGAAUCCUGGUUGGACGAACCAAACGGGGAGAGUAACGCCUUUGUUUCGCCAAAAGGUGAAAUGCUGGAAGUUCAAGAACAGAAAGCAAUCGAAACUCGCACUGUCAAAGUCGGUAAACGUGUUUUUGAAGUUAACGUUCCGCAACAACCGACUGUGGUAGUUACCUCACCAGACCAACAUGAAAAUGGACCAGGAAAUUAUCCUAGUGCUCCAUCAUACCAGAAUCUAAAUGAAGAUAUUCCUAGCACAAGAGCUUUGCUUCCUGUCCCAGAAGAGCCAAUUGCGAGAAGAGUUCGGCGAAGAAAACAAAGAAGAAAUAUUCGUGCUCCGAGCUCAAUUAUAUCUUUGCCCAUGUCUUCGAUCACCGCGUUUUCUGGGUUUACGUCCGUUUCAACCACGUCUUCCAUUAGGCCGAAAAGAAGCAAAAUGAGCUUGUUUUUGAAUAGCUUUAUAAUGUUUGGAAGAGAAUUUUGUUAUGCCAUUGAAGCGAGUCUCACAACCCCUAUUCUGCUAAGUAUUGGACUUCCAAUAAACCUGUACAGUCUUGUGUGGGUAAUAAGUCCUAUUCUGGGAUUUGUUCUUCAGCCAAUUAUUGGAAGCUUCAGCGAUAAGUGCAAGACGCGAUGGGGACGCAGAAGACCAUUCAUUUUGAUUCUUGCAGUUUUGCUUUUGUUCGGGAUGACCUUCUUCUUGAACGGAGAACAAUUUGUGGAGCUAGUUGUCGGAAACCCAAAUGAUGUCGGAAGUCAGAAUACGAACGAAAGAUCAAACGUGCUCGCAACCAUACUGGUAACGAUCGCAGGUGUUGUUGUUUUUGAUUUUAGCGCUGAUUUUAUCGAAGGCCCGAUUCGCGCUUACGUCAUGGAUGUAUGUGAUGAAGAUGACGUCAAAAUCGGAUUAUUUUAUCAAGCUGUGUUUACGGGAAUGGGCGGUGCUCUCGGAUAUGCAAGCGGUGGAGUGUCAUGGGUUCGGAAUCUUGGUUUUGGUACAUAUUUUCCAUCAGAUAGACAAGUCGUUUACGUUUUUGCAGCCCUCAUUUUUAUCAUCUGUGUAGCGAUGAAUCUGACUAGCAUUCCAGAGAAAAAUCGGUUGAAAGAUACCAAAAUAAAGAAGAAGACAAUUUUUUCUAAAAAACGCCGCGGCGGAAAGGAUGUACGAUCGAGAAAACGACGAUUCCCUGAAAGAGAACAAAAGUACAUGGUAAUUGAAGAGGAAAAUCCAAGAAAAUUUGAUGCAAAUAACAACUUGAAAAGAUCGUCAAAAGACACCAAAUCUGCCAUAGAUCAUGACGUCAUUACUACCCCACAUACUUCAAACAUGAUAUCAUCACGCCAUAUGAAAUACAAAAUGAAGAGUAAGCAGAGAAAAGGUCGACGAAAAUCUAAGAAAACAGAUAAUGGCUUGUAUGGAAGCUUCGAACGCCCGGACGCGGAACAGAUCCAUGACUACUUGACGCAAUCCGGUUAUCAAAAUCAAUAUCAAAGUCUUCCAAGAGACUUUAGCGAAGAACAAAACACAUACCCAGCCAUGAAGUACAACACGCAUAAUGGAAAGGAUGGUGUUCCAUUAGACAACUAUGGUGAAAAAAUAAAGGGAGUUGCAGAUUUAAAAGGAAUGGCAUCGUGGGCAAACGAAUCUGCUGCGCUUCCAAGAAGUGGUACAAGGAAGCAACAAGAAAAUCGACGCGCCUUGCCUCAUCCGCCAACUGCACCUUACUAUUACAAUAAUAACGGAGUUAAUGGAAAAAUGAUAAACGUCCCGUCAGAUUCUGAUUCCUCUUCGGGAAGUUCCUUCUCCAACGAUUAUUCUCCAGUACGUAAAAGCGCAAAUAAGCGUGAAAAAUCAAGAACUUACACAGCAAAAAGAACAGAAAAAUCGAGUGAUAUUGUAAAUUACGAAGACUUUUCUGACCCCUACCGACCCCUGCCACACGAGGCGCCACGCAAGUAUCAGAAAAAGUCAAACCGUACAAGGAAGACGAGAAUCGCAGAAAUCAGGGACGACUUGGACCAGGACGAAGACUUGGAAUCUCCUUUAUUACGAAGUGAUUUCCAUGGUGAAGACGUGCCUGAAGAACGCGUGCAUGGUGCCAAAAAAAUUUGGAAAUCAAUUGUCGGAAUGCCUAAGGAAAUUAAGAGUCUUUGUAUCGCACAUUUAUUCGGAUGGAUGGCAUUCUUGUGCGUUGUUCUGUUUUUCACUGAUUUCGUGGGCCAAGAAGUGUAUGGAGGCGAUCCACUAGCACCUAUUGGAACCGAACGAGGAGAUGCAUACAAAUUAGGAGUUGAAAUGGGAAGCUGGGGAAUGACAAUUAAUGCAGUAGCAUCUUGCUUCUACUGCUUUCUUCUUAAGCCGAUGAUUAAGAGAUUUGGAGCCCGGCCUAUCUACAUGCUGGGAUAUUUUGCUUUCGCUGUGGGCGCGCUGGGAAUGGCAAUUUAUCCGAAUGUAUAUUGUGUCCUGAUAUUAUCGUCGUUGAUUGGAGUGAUGUCCGCAACAUUAUAUACUUUACCAUACUUCCUGGUGGCACAAUAUCAUGAAGGGUACAAGAAAUUCAAAGGUACUGCUCAAGAACGGGGUGUUGGCACUGACUGCGCUCUUGUGACGUGUAUGAUACAAUUGGCCCAAAUAAUCGUGGGACUGGGUAUUGGAGCUCUGGUCGUUUGGCUCGACACUGUUACAGUUACUGUUGUAGCAGGGUCAAUAAGUGGGUUCAUGGGUACAUUGUGGGUUACUUGGUGGGUCACAUACUAAAGUUUUUGCUCGUUACGGCAUCUCGUAUUAGACAUAUUUUAUCCACAUAUAACACAUCCUUCAAGAAUACCGAUCUCACCUACACACUCAAAAGGACUUAUGAUCAGUUUAUUUAUUAUGUUCUAAUUUCAAUUGAUCCUUUCACCCCUUCUAUUUUAUGUCCUUAACAAAAGUAUUGAUGAAUAACACUAAUAUGUUUGUACCAUAUUGUGUUGUUUUAUACUGAUAUUAUUUAAGUAAAGUUAUGUUUAUAUGCAAACUA
Molecule: messenger RNA, 3188 nt
Organism: Styela clava
Lineage: Eukaryota; Metazoa; Chordata; Ascidiacea; Stolidobranchia; Styelidae
Product: membrane-associated transporter protein-like
Cellular component (GO): membrane
Molecular function (GO): sucrose:proton symporter activity
Source: RefSeq, a predicted model, not a curated record